CUUUUCAAGGCUGGUUGACUCAGUGAGUAGCCGUAGGGAAAGGAUGGGGAAACUUUAAAUCCAAAGAUUAAGAGACGAAAAAAAAUAACAUGGCGUAGUGUGAUAUUAAGUUUGAUUGUAAGUGAAGGAAACUAGAAGCGUGAUGCGAGUUACUGAUAAAAUGGGACACCAAGAUAAAAACCCUCAAGUUAUUUAGUAUGAAGACACGUUUGACAUUCCGGACUAGAACAGUGUUGCUUUGUCUGUUGAACUUUUUGCUGGCGGGUAAGUCUGCAAGCAGGUAGAGGAGACAAGAUUAUAUCAAUUCAUAUUCACACCAGCUAACGGCAAUUAACAGUUAUACUCCUUACGGCUUGUUUGUUAACGCUAGUAGCAUCAAAUAGUAAUCUUACAAAUCGUAUUUUGAAAGCUUUUGGUCGCAGUACAAUAACAUUACACUUUGUCUAGGACGCAAACCUUCAAUCAGCAGUUUUUUUACCGGACCGGUCGACUCAGGAAGAGAAUUUUGUGCUUCGAAGUAUUCUGAGCUGCCCUAAAUGAUCUGUCAAUUCCUAAAUCGUAUCCACCUUAAUGUGUUCCUAAAUUCCUUUCGGAAAUUAUCAUUAGAAUAUAGAAAAUAACGAUAGAUAAUAGUGAUAAUUAUCAAUCGAAAGGAAGGCCAAUUUAGAAUGUAUUUGUACUCAAGAAAUCAAUUGUUCGACUCGCAGGAUAUGCACAUUCCUAUAGCCAGAAUACUGGAAUUGAUAAAUCUCGCCAACCGAGUGAACAGAGUGUAUGGGAGAUCCCUUCAGUGUCUCAUCUUCUAAAAGGCUUGGAUGUCUUCGAGCAAUUGACUUCAAAUGGAAAAUCUUUUGACCACAAAAACGCCAAAAAACCUAUUAGUAUACCUUGGAGACCCCCUAAUACUUUCAUAAAGCUUUUCUCUACUCGGAAAAAAUUUAUUCACGAGUGGCUCCAUAAACUUCUGAAUUCAAGAAUUCAAACCAGGCAAGACAUGAAACAGUUAACAACACUUAACUCUAAAGAACGUCCUGAGAAGGUAGGAAGUUUUCAAAUUUCUGACGGAAGGGUAAAUGGAAAAGGCGAAUAUGCCAUUUCACCUGACCAAAAUGACUUUGAACUAAAACUGAAUCUUAAAAUAAAUGGAAAACAUCGAUAUCAGCAGCAGUAUAAGCAAGAACAGCAACACAACCCAAAAGUGAAUCUACGAAAACAGCGACCACCACAGCCAAACCAACCAAGGCCGACUACAACAAAUUGCAUUCGUAAGUACAAUGUUUCUUCACAGCUCAACGCUUUGCAAUGCACGAAAGCAAUUAGUGGUAUAUGCUAAAUGGAGUCCUCCUUCUUGAAAACUGCGCGGCUUAGGUCGGUGGGCAUCCUUAUGUUAUCAAUGAAAUAGUAUAAAAUGGCAUGGUUGUUCACUACGAAUCUUAGUUUUCUCCAGGAAACAAAACUUUUUAUCAUGUUCUUUUUCCCAUAUCCUUGAUAUGUUAUCAGAUUCCCCGUUUGAACAAGAAGCGUUGAGUAUACACAACAGAUACCGAACAAUGCACCGUGCGCCUGCGCUUACACUGAGUUGUGACAUGAGUAAAAAUGCAGCAGAUUACGCCCGCACACUGGCAGAUAUGGACACUCUGGUGCAGUCUGGAUAUACUGAAAGACCUAAUCAAGGCGAAAAUCUUUCUCUUGGCUGCCAUGGCAGCGGAGAGCAGACUGCUGAGGAAGCAAUAAAAACAUGGUAUGUGCGUCUAAUUUUUAUAGGUAGAGGUUAGUCUCAGUAUUUUGUUGAGUUUCUUGGACAGCUCGCAGAUAGCCACCGAUAGCUAAUCAUUGCUGGGGAGGGGAGGGGGGAAGGGAGAGACGAGGGACUAGACUUUGAGGAAAAAUCCGUCCCGCCGAGGAAGAACUCACCGGGUUCGAGGCCGAACCUCUCUCGGAUUUGAAUCUCACACAGCACUCCACCGCCAUCGCCUCCCACCUGAAAAUCCCAUUGAAUGAAUGAUCUAUCAUUCAAAAUAGACUCGACCCAGGUGUGAUGUAUGAUGUCAUAUACAAUGUACUGUUUUACCUUUUUAUCUUUUCCAAUUUUUCUCCAUCUUUCUAUUCAAAUGUUUUACAACAAGACUCGAGUUGUAUAAUUUUAACGCUUGACACGGAGGCUAAUCUCUGCUUUUAGAGAAUGAAGCAUUUAUUUCUUGCUAGCUGCAGGCAUUUCUUCAACCCAAGAAGAGGUUAUACUAUACGUAUCUAAAUAAGUUUGCUUCUGGAUUGCUUUGAUGCAGGUUUGACGAAGUGUGCCAUUACACAUUUGGCAAAGAAGGUCCACAGUCGGGUACCAAUCAUUUCACGCAGUUGGUCUGGAAAGACAGCAGGGAGCUGGGAAUAGGAAAAGCGUCAAAAAAGCAACCUAAUGGAGAAACAUGCACGUUUAUUGUCGCACGCUAUAAGCCUCUAGGAAACUUUGAGAGUGGUGAUGAUGCCUACGUAAAAAAUGUCGAGAAAGGAACUUUUGAUGAAACUUACUGCCGAAAUAUCCCGAAAGCAGGUUUAGAAGGAGGAUAUGGUUUCAAGAGAUUUCAAAGUCCAAGUUUAAUUGAGAAUUAUGUUGGAUGAUGAACAGAAACUCUCACUAUAUAUUUUACUCCCAAAUUCAAUGGGAAGAUUUGAUGCAUAAGUAAUAAAAAUUGAACAAGAUAACAUAAAGUACC
Molecule: messenger RNA, 2711 nt
Organism: Pocillopora meandrina
Lineage: Eukaryota; Metazoa; Cnidaria; Anthozoa; Scleractinia; Pocilloporidae
Source: the annotation of a GenBank genome assembly